This is a messenger RNA of Cladophialophora psammophila CBS 110553, 1479 nucleotides long. RefSeq lists its product as uncharacterized. The record is from RefSeq and is a predicted model, not a curated record. Gene Ontology annotation, molecular function: dipeptidyl-peptidase activity; serine-type exopeptidase activity. Lineage: Eukaryota; Fungi; Ascomycota; Eurotiomycetes; Chaetothyriales; Herpotrichiellaceae. Gene Ontology annotation, biological process: proteolysis. The transcript is spliced from 4 exons. Bases 1 to 1479 code for a protein of 492 amino acids.
AUGCCCAUUGACCAUUUUCACAACAUAUCCCGAUAUGAACCCCAUACGAACGUCACUUUCCAACAGCACUACUGGGUCGAUAUAAGCAAUUACGUUCCAGGAGGCCCAGUGAUCAUCCAUGCCAUAGGGGAAUACUCCACGAAAUCGCCAACGCUACUGGUGCUGUCGCCGUUCUUUGGGGUCAAAAAGAUACCACUCUGGCGGCUACAACAUCGUCCCAGAUCAUCGAUAUACUACAGAAAACUUCGCUUCCACAGCACCGAGCAAGCCUUAGCAGACCUCGCGUACUUCGCUCAGAGAGCCACAUUCCGGGGCCUGGAAGAUAGGGACCUCACGGCACCCCGCACUCCCUGGAUCAUCCUUGGUGGCUCGUACGGCGGCGUGAUAUCUGCGUUUGCUCGUAUCCAGUACCCGGACCUAUUCUGGGGUGGGCUGUCGUCCUCUGGAGUCACGACUGGGAUACUCGAUAACUGGCAGUUUUUCGAUAUCAUACGACGUCACGCUCUGCCAGAAUGCGUCGAAGCUCAACAGCAAAUAACCAACCUAAUGGAUAACGUCUACGAAAGCGGUAAUGAAACGGCACUAUUCCAGCUUAAGGCUGCCUUCAACGUCUCGCAGUCGUCGACAUAUCCUGACCUGGUAUUCCUUCUGACCAGUCCGUUUUCGGCGUGGAAUCAGGUCUGGCAUAGGAAGCCUUUCCCCUUCACUGGCCCGGGUUCUUACUGUGACCUCCUAACUUCCCAAACCUCGCAUUACCCUACAACCGAAACCCUGCGCACAACGGCUCACUUGCUCCUCAGCUACGCCAAUAGGACCGCCACUGCCAACGCCACAGCCCUGUACUACCCGCUCCUCAAUUUCUUCUCCUACAUGCGAGAAAGUUCUACCUACUGCGCGGGGAGAUCCGUGCACGACUGUCUCUCGCUGGGCCGUCCUUCUCCCUACGGCUGGCUCACCUGUACCGAGUCCGGCGGUUUUGCGACAGGCUAUAUCCCGGGCUCGGAGGGCCAUCCACACGUGCUGCCCAUGGCCUCCCGCAUGCUGUCGCCGGCGUACUUCCUCGACAGAUGCCACAGGGCGUACAACAUCACAUACGGGCCGCAGCUCGACCGGCUGAACAAGUACGGCGGGCCCAACCUGUCAUAUCCUCGUCUAGCCAUCUCCACGGGCCAGCUGGACUACUACCGCGCCCUAGGUCCGCUGGCGGAAUUUCUGGAGAACGGAGACCCAAAUCCCAGGCUCGUCCAGAACAUCAACGACAAUGGCGACAAUAACAACGGGUCGUCCUCAUCGAUCACCACGCCGCAGAUAAUCAUCGAGGGAGGCUUCCACGAGUGGGAUUUCCCAGGCCUGUUCCAGAACGAGACGGCUGUCGAGAUGCCCCUGGCCGUCCAGCGCGCGAAGACUGUCGAGGUCGAUGCCGUCAUGGCGUGGCUGAGAGAGUGGAAUGCGACCCAUACCAAUACCCAUGCAAUGUAG